Messenger RNA from Eutrema salsugineum, 498 nucleotides. RefSeq names its product LOB domain-containing protein 35. The coding region runs from base 1 to 498 and encodes 165 amino acids. The transcript has a single exon. The record is from RefSeq and is a predicted model, not a curated record. NCBI's taxonomy places the organism in Eukaryota, Viridiplantae, Streptophyta, Magnoliopsida, Brassicales, Brassicaceae.
AUGACUUCCAACCCUUGCUCUGCAUGCAAAGUCUUGAAAUCCGUGUGUACAGGUGAAUGCGUUUUUGCGCCAUAUUUUCCAUCGACGGAGCCUGAAAAAUUUGACCGUGUGCAUAAAAUUUUUGGAGCCGAAAACGUUUACAAAAUACUGAGCAAUGAGACUUUCUCACCUUUACAACGUGAACAUGCUGUUAAGGCUCUCAGCUAUGAAGCUGAAGCCCGCAUACGUGAUCCUGUAACAGGGUAUUAUGGGAUGUCUUUGGCUUAUGAAAAAAUUCUCAACAAUUUGAAAGAGCAAAUCAUCUCAGCAAAGAAUGAGAUCGUGGCCACCAUGGGACCCGAUAAAGUACCGGAAUAUUCUGAUACUCCUAUGCCUGAUGAUUUCUUCAUGACACAAAACCAACAGAUGGGUGAUAAUCAUGGAGCUGAUGAAGCAUCAACAUCUGCAACGCCACCUGCAUCUUCAGGAGGCGCCAAUGAUACUCAACAGACACCUUAA